AGACGAACGAACGGUAAUCUAUCAGAAGACUCUCAGCUGUGGUUUGUCUGUCGGAGUAGCUGGUUACCGUCGACAAGCUCAUCUCCAAUCCAUCUAGUGUGAUUUAGCUUUGUGUGUGGCUCUCUCGUUGUGAAAAUGGUCGUUGGGAAAGUUAUCGUUUAUGGAGGUCGAGGUGCCCUGGGUGCUAAUGUCGUGAAUUACUUUAAACUUCAUAAUUAUUGGGUAGGUGUAAUUGACCUGGCAAAUGUUGAUGAAGCAGACACAAGUAUUAUUGUCUCAAAAGAAGCAGACUGGUCAACACAGGCAGCCACAGUUAUGAAAGGUCUUGAAGAAGCACUUGGUGAUGAAAAGCUUGAUGCUAUCAUUAAUGUUGCUGGAGGCUGGGCUGGAGGAAAUGCUGCUCAUAAAGAUUUUUUGAAGAACUGUGAACUCAUGUGGUCACAAAGUGUCUGGUCAUCAACUAUUACAGCUCAGGCUGCUGCCAAAUUUCUGAAGGAAGGUGGAUUUGUCUCUCUUCCAGGAGCCCAGCCUGCUAUGAAGGGAACCCCUGGGAUGAUUGGAUAUGGCAUAGCAAAGGCAGCUGUUCAUCAGCUGACUAAAAGUCUGGGGGAAGAGAACUCAGGUUUACCAAGUGGUGCUACUGCUGUUGCUAUCCUCCCUAUAACGCUGGACACACCCAUGAACAGGAAAUGGAUGUCUGGAGCUGAUUUCUCAACAUGGACCUCUCUCGACUACAUUUCAGCGCUCCUUCUUAAAUGGACAAAAGGGAAUGAUCGACCAAAAUCUGGCUGUCUUAUUCAACUCAUUACAAAGGACAACAAGACUGAGCUUGUGAUGGAAUAAGUCCCAGUGUACUUCUCAUUUUAGUUUUUAAAAAUUUUUCAUAAUGACAGUAUUUUGUAUUGUUUUAUACCAGUACUUUAAAUUGUUACAAUUAUCAUUCAAUUCAGUAAAUAGUACAGUAUGUGUUGUUUGUGUUGUGAUAUUUCAAAGGUGAGAUUUCAAACCCAGAAUUAUUUUCAUACUUUUUUAACCUUUAAUUUAUAAGUUUUCAAGAUUAAUCAAUUGCUGAAAUAAAAAAGCUU
Macrobrachium nipponense is the source of this 1085-nucleotide messenger RNA. It is a transcript of the gene Dhpr, whose product is annotated as dihydropteridine reductase-like. Gene Ontology annotation, cellular component: cytoplasm. Gene Ontology annotation, molecular function: NADPH binding; 6,7-dihydropteridine reductase activity; NADH binding. The transcript is spliced from 6 exons. The coding region runs from base 136 to 843 and encodes 235 amino acids. The record is from RefSeq and is a predicted model, not a curated record. Lineage: Eukaryota; Metazoa; Arthropoda; Malacostraca; Decapoda; Palaemonidae. Gene Ontology annotation, biological process: tetrahydrobiopterin biosynthetic process; L-phenylalanine catabolic process.